UUCUAUACGUCCAGACAGUCGUCUCAAAUCAAUCACUCGUUCAACUUUCACUGAGCAGAAAUCAUGAAGCACUUUCUCAUGUUUGCUGCCAUAAGCGUGACAGGGCUAUCCCAGGCUCUCUCCCCGCCCCUGAUCACCGCUUCUAUCCCUCUCCCAUCCGACAUCACCUACUCCCACACGCAGACUGGAUGUCCAACUGUUACUCAGACACGGGAACUUUGCGCCAGCUGCCCUAUUCCAGCUUGUCUUGUGCUUGGAACCAUUACGCAGUCCUGCAAUUGCCCUACCCCUAUCCCUACAGUCUAUCUUGACUAUCCAUGCUCGGAAAGUUGCAGCGGAAUUUGGUGCGCGACCAGCUGGGCUAUUGUUCAGGAGUCAGGUUGCACAUCUACGGACUCAACACCUCCGUCUUCCACUGCCACCAUCACCAGCAAGACCAAGCCGUGGCACAACGGCACCUACACUGGUCAUAGCACCAAGACCAAGACGACGACCAUCACUGAGACCGAAACAGAUGAGUGCGAGCCAACACUCACCAAGACUACCACAGUGACCAUCAGCUCCGAGCCGCCCGUGCUACCGACUUUAGAGUCCUCGACGAAUCUCCCAGAUGUCGAAACCUCCAUCACAAUCGCACCUAAUGUCACCUUUACCUCGAGAGGCCCAGGAGAUGGCGGGGCAGUGAGCUCCACGAGCCUGCUCGAGGCGGCUGCUGGAAAGAUGCGCAUACUUGGAUUGUGGUGAGAGGGUCAUGUCUAGACGAGAUGAAAUGAAUGUGUUUAGUGUACGGAGUGGGGCGUUGUCGUGGGUGGUGUUUUGUUGUGUAUUGGGGAGCUUUUGUUUCUUGGGUAGGCGUCCGGUGUAGUGAAUGAGGUCGACGUUGUUGAUGCUAGGCUUUUUCGUCAGUCUGCCAUAUCUAGGUGAUUUGCUAUUCCCAUGUGUUGACAUUGACGCAGUGUGGGUCCGGGGAGUAUCCCCGUUAACGUCUCAGACCUGCAGAAGACCUGGAACUCCUACCCCUGAACAGGAUUUGCAUCAAUACACACUCUAGCUCCAGCCCAUCCAGUGUAAAUAUCUCAGAAUAUUCUUCAAAUCCACACGCUCCGCGCUCUCCACCGUUAAC
Podospora pseudocomata is the source of this 1123-nucleotide messenger RNA. RefSeq lists its product as uncharacterized. The record is from RefSeq and is a predicted model, not a curated record. Lineage: Eukaryota; Fungi; Ascomycota; Sordariomycetes; Sordariales; Podosporaceae. The transcript is spliced from 2 exons. The coding region runs from base 64 to 744 and encodes 226 amino acids.